Molecule: messenger RNA, 342 nt
Organism: Fraxinus pennsylvanica
Lineage: Eukaryota; Viridiplantae; Streptophyta; Magnoliopsida; Lamiales; Oleaceae
Source: the annotation of a GenBank genome assembly
AUGGCAGCAAUAAAAUCAGUAUUUUCAAGCCCCAAAUGGCUAGUGGUGAUGCUCAUGGCAUUGGUUCUGCAGAACCAAAUGGCUCAAUCUCAGACACAAACUUGUUCAAAUUCACUUGCAAAUCUGAAUGUGUGUGCACAAUUUGUGGUGCCUGGUGCAACCAACACCAGCCCUAGCCCCGAUUGCUGCACUGCAUUACAAGGCCUGGAAAAUGACUGCAUUUGCAAUACUCUCCGAAUUGCAGCCCGUCUUCCAGCACUGUGCAACCUCCCUUCUCUCUCUUGUGGUGGUUCGUUAUCUCUCCCCCUUGCUCUUAUUAUAUUGUCGUAUUCGACAAUAUAA